AUGUCCUUCAAGAUUGCCUAUGCUCCUCAGGUAGCAAGCUUAGCAUCCCAGCACCACGCCAGCGACUACUACAGAGCAAAAUAUGGCCCCAAAGGCUACCCUGUGCCAUACGUGCCGUUCUCCGUAAACCUACCAGACCAGUUCAGGGACCUAAGACGACGACAAGAAUCAUAUGGCCUCUCAAGCACAACUUCUUGGUGGACUUGCGACGCGUCCAUGUCAACGGCAGAUGGCGAACAAGUCUUGGCGGUCUCGGAGUCCACAAAUAUUGGUUCCAUUAUUGAGCUUGAGCAGGAGCUGAGCGCCGCAAUGGAUUCUCCCCUUCAGAGCAAUGCGCACACCGCAGCUCCUCGAAGUGAGCUGAAUACAUGUAAACCCCCUAUCAAAACUUCGUCUACGCAUCCGUUAAACGUCUCCUGCAUAAUACCCAGUGAACUCAUUGCCCUCAUCUCGUCGCACUUUGUAGUCGCAUCUCCAAGUAACUCCGUGCCUGUUUUAUUAGAACUUCCGCCCCAGUUUUACCUUGACCGCCUGGUAUCGCAUCCGCCAUGCCACGCUCUGGACCAAGCACAAACUAGUAUGGGACCGCCCAAUCAUCAAAUUGCGCCCUCCCGCCUCCCUGUCACUUCACCUGUGCCUGUCUACCAUACACAAUCAGCAUCACGACCAAAAAUGCAUGCACGCACACGCUCGAGCAUGAGUCAGGCGAUGCAAGCGGCCAUCAAUACCAGUUUGGCCAUUUUUUCUGCCGAGAAACCCGCAAUAAACUGUCGUCCGCCAUUGUCGCCGAUACCCGAUCGCCGGUCUCCUCGAAGGAGCUCCUUUUUAUUCCAACGCGCCAACGACUCUGCGUUAUCGCUUGCGUUGUCGGUUUCUUUCAAAGCCAAAUCAACUUCAAACCUUAACGAGGGGAUGGAAGAGAACAGCAACAUUAAGAAUCCUCAAGUUUGCUCGCCAGAAUGUCCGGAGGAUAACGCUUCAGGAACAGAUUGCGGAACAGAGACCGCGUACGAUCUUGAAUGCCCGGCAGCAAUUCCAGCCACGCCAAAAGUUCAUACCCCCACGCCUACUCCUUCUUUAACCAGGACAUCCUCCUUGGGUGAUGAAUCCGUGUCCUCUCCCUUUCUCCUUGGUAAUAUGUACAUGUCGUCCUGUCCUGGGAAGAAAGUUCGCCUCCAUGGCCCUCUUCGGGGGCGGAGUGGGAUCUGUCGGGACCUUGACGCUGACCUCCAACGAAUACGUGCCUUAGGCGUGAAGUGCAUCGUAUGUUGUUUGGACGAUAGCGAGUUGGAGUACCUUGGUGCGCCGUGGCCUGAGUAUCGAGCGGCUGCUAUGCUGCUCGGCAUUGACAUCCUACGAAUACCCAUCCCUGAAGGACUCGCACCUCUUGAUACAGCUUCGUUGGAUGGGCAAAUCACCGAGUUAAUUGGUCGUUAUACUGUGAACGGCAUUCCUACACUCGUACACUGUCGUGGCGGCGUCGGGCGUGCUGGCGUUGUAGCGUGCUGCUGGAUUGCGAAACUGGGGCUUUGUGGAUGGCUCGAGGACUCGGGCAUUGAUGCGAACUCAUCCCCUACGUUGAUCAGGCCGCUCACCGAUGGCUACGACGCUGGGGUACGAUGGGACACGGUGUCAUUUGCGAAGAAAAUCAUUACGCUGGUGCGGCGAAGGAGAAGCAUGAAGGCCAUAGAAACAUACGAACAAGCUCGCUUCUUAGUCGACUACGUUGAGUAUCUGCGCCAGGGACAUGGGGUGCGCAUUGGUCAGUCAGCGUGA
Molecule: messenger RNA, 1776 nt
Organism: Pleurotus ostreatus (oyster mushroom)
Lineage: Eukaryota; Fungi; Basidiomycota; Agaricomycetes; Agaricales; Pleurotaceae
Exons: 7
Coding region: 1-1776 (591 amino acids)
Biological process (GO): dephosphorylation
Cellular component (GO): nucleus
Molecular function (GO): phosphatase activity
Source: RefSeq, a predicted model, not a curated record